AAGCCUGGCCACCUGCCUGGGACACUUGUGGUUGGUUGUUGCCCUCGGGUCGUUUCCGGGCGGGCGGGGACAGGAAUCCGGCCAUGGGAGAUACUGUGGGGACUCGCGAGCCCCGGACCCGUCCGAGAGAGCGAGACCCAGAGCGGCGCCCGCACCCGGACCGAGACCGCCACGUCGAGCAGCCCCGGGACCGAGCCGGGGACAGGCACCGGGAGAGGAACGGUGACGUGAGAGGAAACGGGGACCGUCGGGCGGGCAGGGAACGGAGGACGGACCGAGACCCGCGCCAGGACAGACACCGGGACGCGGGCCAUCGUGCUGCUGAACAGAGAGCCUGGGAGAAGCCCCGCCAAAGCCGUGCGCGGCCCGAGCCCUGGGUACCCAGUUGGGACACAGCCCCGAUCCCCGGGCCCGCGCCCUGGGGGGGCCCGGAGCCGCCGCCGAAGCAGGGCCUCGGGCGCCGCGGGUUGGACAGUGAACUCGCUUCGGAAAGAUAUGUGUCCGUGCACUCCCAGCCUGCACAACGGGAAGAGGAAUACUACCAGUCUGAAGCUGAGGGGCUCCUGGACUGCCACAAAUGCAGAUACUUGUGCUCAGGGAGAGGUGUGGUGCAGAUAGUGGAGGUGAUUUUGAAUGGCAUGGUUCUCAUAUGCAUCGUGGCCUCCUACUUCGUCCUGGCUGGAUUCAGCGCCAGCUUUGCCAGCGGCAGCAGCUUCGGGAAUAACUACUACUCGCCUUUUGAGGGCACGGAGCUGGAGCAGGUUCGGCAGCUGGACCAGCGGUACACGAUCCUGCGGUCGCCCCUGAUCUAUGGUGGCGUGGCUGUUUCCCUAGGGAUGGGCGUCCUCACGAUGGGCGUUUUACUGCGGGGAGCCAAGAGUCUGAGGAAGCUGCCUGGGAGGUGGCUGCUGCUGGAGGCCGCCUUCAGCCUCUUGGCCGCGGUAGGCUACUGCGUUGGCAUUGGCAUUUACCUGCACACUGCAUUGCGCAUCAAUUCCACCGACACCUGCAAAACCAGAGAGAGGCUCUACGCCCGCAGGGGUCUCACCUGGAUGAACUGCCAGCUGGCGGGCACUGAUGGGGCAGCGGCCACCUUCGCUUGUCUUCUGGUGAUUAUGUACACGGCCAGCGUAGUGCUGGCCCUGCGGGCCUACCGAGAACAGAAGCGCUGCAAAGACAUCCAGGAACAGCACAGAAAUUACAGUGAUGUCCCAGAAUACGUGUGGUCUGGGACGCUCUAGGGAGAUCUGGACUCUUUGUUUCUCCCCUACAAGCACAUGGGUAGACAACCCUGAUUUCCUAAGCUUCCCCCAGGCACCGCAGCAGAGUUAAGUUGUAAAAGUCUGUUGGCGGACCCCAUGAAAGCUUGGGGGAGGGGGGAGGUCAUAUUUGCUGAAAAGAGCCAUCUGGUAAGGCUGGGUAUGCUCUCGUGGUAGGGCUCUUGCCAUGUUGUGAGGUGGAUAGUGCUAAGUAGGAGACUAGCCAAAGACAUUCUGAGAGCUGAGAACACAUCAGCGGGUAGUAUAUGCGGAGCCACCACAGAAAUCCUCCCUCGGCUGUCAACAGCUAUAGUGGAAAACAUGAAAAAAGGCAAGCUUCAAGACCGGAGAGAUGGUUCAGCUGUUAAAAGCACUGGCUGCUCUUACGGAGGAUCCAGGUUCCCUUCCCAACACCCACGUCUCACAACAGUCCAGAACUCCAGUUUGUCUUCUGGACUCCAGGGGCACUGCUUGAGCGUGGUGGUACACAUACAAGCAAGCAAACACUCAUAUGUGUAAAAUUAAAACCCUUUAAAAAAAAAGGGGGGGGGCAACAGCGUACUGUUGUACUUGGCAGUUGUGGGGUUGGGUUCCAAUGAGUAACUAUUUCUCUGUCCUUCCCAGAGGGAGCUACUCUGUUGUGAAGGGCUAACAUGGCAGUUCUCCAGAGAUGGAAGAGGGACUGGGCUUCUUACACAGGAGGGGAGAUACUUUUAGCUUGAUCUUCUUUAGGAUUCCAGUCUCACAGACCAGGGAAAAACGUUUUCCACUGGCUGUUCCAAGUAGAUGUGUGUGUGGUGGUGGUGGCGGGGGAGUUCCAUUGGAAUUAACUUUUUAUUUUUAUUUUUCUUUUUAAACACGUCUUCAAUGGCUGGAGAGGUGGCUCCGUGGGUGAAGGCAUCUACUGCCAAGCCUGAUGACCGGAGUUUGACCCCUGGGACCCACAUGGUGGAAAUAGAGAAUGGACUCCCUCAGGUUGUCCUAUGCGCUCCUGGGCACACCAUGCAUGUGCACACUCACACACGUACAUAGGUAAUUCCUGUAGGGCCUGUCCAAAAUAAAGGUUCAAAAGUAAACCUCAUGCAGAAAUGGGAAGACAGGGGCUGGAGAGAUGGCUAGGCAGUUAAGAGCGCUUUACUGCUCUUACAGAAGACCCAGGUUCAGUUCCCAGCACCCACAUGGCAGCUCACAACCAUCUGUAACUCCAGUUGCAGGGACCCAACACCCCAUUCUGCUGUCUGGAGGUACCAGGCACACAGAUCACGCACAUACACACAGGCAGGCAAACAUUCAAAUGUAAAAUAAAAAUGAAGGAAUCUUUUAAGAAAUGAAGCAAAGCUCUGGGGAAAACAACCACCAGGAAAUCCCUACUGUUUGGCUGGUAUGUCUACUUUACCAUGUCACCCUUGGCCUGAGUAUUAACUAGUGUCCCACACUAAGACUUGAUGAGUGGCAAAGAAACUUGAACAAUAGCCAAAUUCAAAUAUGUACCCCUCAACAAGAGACUAGCACCCCAACACACUAUUCUCACUGUUUCCCGGGUGUUCUGCCCACCUUGGGUCUUUCACUGGAUAAAGGAGACUUGGACCUAUGACCCCAGCCCUGUGCCCGCUGGCUCCUGAGCAACAGCUCCUCUUCUGAUUGGAGCUCAUCAGUGAUUAAUUACACUGCCGUAAGUCCGGAGUUCAGGGCUGAAAACUCUCUAGCAAACUUGAUGGGAUUCGUCAUUUGUCAGGCAUGCUAAGACUGGUUAUUCGAGUGCUACAGAUGAGGGGACAAAGUCCAAGAAGGGCAAGGGCUGAUGUUCCUUACAGUGACUCACUGUGACAUUGUUGUACAGUGAGUGGUAAAAGCCCUACCUAUCAUUCUGGUUACAUUCAGCACUGAUGACAGAUGCUGUUAUUUCUGUUCAGUGACAAAAACUGCCUGACACAGGUUAACUUUCCUAGUCACAAAACCUUUAAGCAGUAGAGGUAAGACUUGGGCACAGGCUAGAGAGACGGCUUAGCAGUUAAGAGCAUCUGCUGCUUUUCCCAGCACUCAAUCACAUUUCACAACCUCCUACAAUUUAAGCUCCAGGGACCUGAUACCCUCUUCUGGACCCAACAGGCACCUGCACUCACACGUGCACAUACCCACACAUACAUACACAUAGAUCAUAAUAUAUAUAUAUAUAUAUAUAUAUAU
Peromyscus eremicus (cactus mouse) is the source of this 3446-nucleotide messenger RNA. It is a transcript of the gene Marveld3, whose product is annotated as MARVEL domain containing 3. The transcript is spliced from 3 exons. Bases 84 to 1241 code for a protein of 385 amino acids. Gene Ontology annotation, cellular component: membrane. Lineage: Eukaryota; Metazoa; Chordata; Mammalia; Rodentia; Cricetidae. The record is from RefSeq and is a predicted model, not a curated record.